AUGAAAUUUUCAACUCUCUCCAUCAUCUUCUUAAGCGCUUUACCAGCAUUCUCUACUCCACUAGAAGAACGAAGUGAACCUCAUUCACAUCAAUUAGAAUCCAGAGCCACUCAAUCUAGUCAAGGAUGGUAUGCUUACGGAUGUUAUUUUGAUUGCUACAACGGGAUGAAUCGUAGAUUACCAAUACUUGCAUAUGUAGACCCCAACAAUAAUCCAGAUAUGUGUGUUCAAUAUUGUCUUGAUCACGGACACAAGUAUGCUGGAUUACAAUGGGGUAAAGAGUGUUAUUGUGGAGAUUCAUUAGCUGGAGAACCUGCCAAACCAGAUGAGUGUGAUCACAAAUGUGCGGAUGGAAAGAAUAAAUGUGGUGGACCAUGUAGGAAUAACAUUUGGUCAGCAUUAAGAAAACCAGGUCAUUAG
Kwoniella shivajii is the source of this 420-nucleotide messenger RNA. RefSeq lists its product as uncharacterized. The record is from RefSeq and is a predicted model, not a curated record. The coding region runs from base 1 to 420 and encodes 139 amino acids. Lineage: Eukaryota; Fungi; Basidiomycota; Tremellomycetes; Tremellales; Cryptococcaceae. The transcript has 4 exons.